Messenger RNA from Arachis stenosperma, 3084 nucleotides. RefSeq lists its product as uncharacterized. Gene Ontology annotation, molecular function: heme binding; oxidoreductase activity, acting on paired donors, with incorporation or reduction of molecular oxygen; monooxygenase activity. The coding region runs from base 1 to 3084 and encodes 1027 amino acids. NCBI's taxonomy places the organism in Eukaryota, Viridiplantae, Streptophyta, Magnoliopsida, Fabales, Fabaceae. The record is from RefSeq and is a predicted model, not a curated record. The transcript is spliced from 10 exons.
AUGGUUUUGCCCAUAUUUUUCUCAACCUUACUCAUAGGAGGACUACUAGCCUCUAAACUCAUUUGGCAAUGGUUCACACAAAAAAUUUUAUCUUUGCAUAAUAAGCACCCCAAACUCCCUCCUGGCCCACCAAGGUUGCCAAUCGUUGGCAAUCUUCUCCAAUUAGGGCAACUUCCACAUAGAGAUUUAGCAUCUUUAUGCGAUAAAUAUGGACCCUUAGUUUAUCUUAAAUUGGGUAACAUUGAUGCAAUUACUACUAAUGAUCCUGAUAUCAUACGCGAAAUACUUGUUCGCCAAGAUGAUGUUUUUGCCUCUCGUCCACACACUCUUGCCGCUGUUCAUUUAGCCUAUGGGUGUGGGGAUGUUGCAUUGGCCCCUUUAGGCCCACAUUGGAAGCGAAUGAGAAGAAUUUGCAUGGAACAUUUGUUAACCACAAAGAGACUUGAAUCCUUCUCAAAACAUCGUCAAGAUGAAGCCAACCACCUUGUUAAGGAUGUUUGGGCUAAAGCCCAAACCGGAAAGCCCAUUAACUUGAGAGAAGUGUUGGGUGCAUUUUCAAUGAACAAUGUGACUAGAAUGUUGCUAGGAAAGCAAUAUUUUGGAUCUAAAUCAGCAGGCCCACAAGAGGCUAUGGAUUUCAUGCACAUAACCCAUGAAUUGUUUUGGUUAUUGGGUGUGAUAUACUUAGGUGACUACUUGCCAAUUUGGAGGUGGGUGGAUCCUUAUCAAUGUGAAAGGAAAAUGAAGGAAGUCGAAAAGAAAGUGGAUGAUUUUCACACCAAAAUUAUUGAAGAACAUAGAAAAGCAAGAAUUGAGAAGAAGAAGAAGAAGAAUAAUAUGGGAAUGGAAGAUGAUGAAGAAAUGGAUUUUGUGGAUAUUUUACUAUCACUGCCAGGCGAAGAUGGAAAAGCGUGUUUGGAUGAUACAGAAAUCAAAGCUUUGAUUCAGGAUAUGAUAGCUGCAGCAACAGAUACUUCGGCUGUGACGAAUGAAUGGGCAAUGGCUGAAGUAAUCAAACAUACCCAUGUCCUUCGUAAAAUUCAAGAAGAGCUUGAUGCAGUAGUGGGUCCCAACAGAAUGGUGAUGGAAUCUGAUUUAGUCCACCUUAAUUACCUGCGAUGCGUUGUACGUGAAACAUUUCGGAUGCACCCAGCAGGGCCUUUCCUCAUUCCACAUGAAUCUCUUCGUGACACCACCAUCAACGGCUUUGAUAUACCUGCAAAGACACGUGUCUUCAUCAACACCCAUGGUUUGGGUCGUAACACUAAGAUUUGGGACAAUGUUGAGGAGUUUAGGCCCGAAAGGCACUUGCUAGUUGACGGGGGUAGGGUUGAGAUUAGCCAUGGAGUAGAUUUCAAAAUACUACCCUUUAGUGCUGGAAAAAGGAAAUGUCCUGGUGCACCACUUGGAGUCACCUUGGUUUUAAUGGCUUUGGCUCGACUUUUUCAUUGCUUUGAUUGGGCUCCGCCACGUGGCUUAAAUCCUCAAGAUAUUGAUACAAGAGAAGUCUACGGAAUGACCAUGCCUAAGGUUGAGCCCUUGAUUGCUUUUGCUACUCCUCGCUUAGCAAAACAUUUAAAAUGUUCCUGCGUGAAAGAUAUCUAUGAGGCCGUUAUUCGUAUUUCUAUUACUGAUUUUGAUGGGGUCCUUUGUUGGUGGUCCGAUAUUUGGAGAUUUAGUGGUUUGAGUGUGGAGAGAUUUGCGGUGAAAUUAUAUUACCCUGCUGAUUCUGAUUCUGAAAUUGUUGGAUCAGUGGAAGCCCCCAAGCUCAAUGUGUUUAUUGGUGGUUUCGAAACGGGGCGACCUUUGCGUGCCAAGUGUCCGAAGUAUAGACGGAUCGAGCUUUGUUCAGUGAUGGAGAAAGGGAAAAAGGUUGUGAUAGAGAAAAGGAAAAAUGUUAGGGGUCGGGGAAAAAGGGAAAUUGCUUAUGAGAAGGACAAAAUUGUUGAGGAAGUUUGGGUUUGGGAUCUUAAUGAUUCUUUUGCAUGGGUGGCUGAGUCCGUGAAAGGGUAUGCUUUUGUUUUUGAUGAUGAUAGAAGUGUGUGUCAGUUAGGUUUGACAUCUUUGUGGUUGCGUUUUGUGGACCUUGGGGUUAAGUUGCCUUUUACUGAGUUUGAACGAGGGGUUCUGGUGCAGCUUAAGUGUGCACCUUUUCAAUUGCAUCCAAAUUUAUGGGCUUUUGUUAGGGCUUUUGAGGUGCUGACGGAGUAUCUUGAAUCUGAACCGUCGCUGGAGGUUAGUGUUGCCGAGGGCGAGUUUCCCUGGUAUGUUGAUGAGUGUUUGUUGGAGAAGUUUUCUCUUUUUUGGGUUCCGAGGCCUAGGCAGAUAUUAGAUAUGGAUAGGAUGGAGUAUAGAAAUGAGAUAAUUGUUGAGUUCCUGGUCAAUCAUAUAUCUUCGUCUUCUUUGUUAUCUGUUAUGGAUCUUCUUGAGCUUGAAUCGGAUAAGGAUGCGUUGGUUGAGUAUAUAGUAGAAAAAACUCCGAAGGUAACCUCAAGUGGUUUGCGAGCAUUUUUUUGUAGCAAGAAUGUAGAGAAGCAAGGGUCAAGUAGUCAUACUGUGGCUAAAAAGGGUGCGGAGGUAAAUCAGCCAUCGCCGGCCAAGAAAGGUGAUGAUGACCUGACCUCGUUAUGGAGUGAACACUUCCCAUUUUCUAUUGUUGCUGAUGAACAUGCCCAAAGUUCCUCUGAUGUGAAGCUUAUACAUAACGUUGGUGAUGUUGGUAUCUCGCAAUAUCUGCAUGUAUAUCCCAUUAUAUCCGUAGUGACUGUGAUUUUUGUUCUUGUUCUGUUUUUUCAAGUGAUGGGAGCUCAGUUGAUGUGUAUUGGCCGAACUCAAGAACUUAAGCAUGCUCGAGACUCCUUUGAUAAGGCAUUAAUGACUCAAUUGAUACAGGAUAAUCUGGAGAAAUCAAACAAGCUCCGUGAUGCGCUGGACUUGGUGAAUUCCUUGCAAGAGAAAUUGACGACCUCUGAGAAUGAUGAAAAGAAUUUCAAAGAAGAGAAGGCUACACUUGAGGUCAGAUUGGUGGUGCUUGUUACCGAGAAGAAACAAAUAGAAACUAAAAAAGAAGAUCAUGGCCUUUAG